Messenger RNA from Musca domestica (house fly), 1552 nucleotides. RefSeq lists its product as uncharacterized. The transcript has 3 exons. The record is from RefSeq and is a predicted model, not a curated record. Lineage: Eukaryota; Metazoa; Arthropoda; Insecta; Diptera; Muscidae. Bases 871 to 1308 code for a protein of 145 amino acids.
UCGAAAAUGACUCUCUUUAAUGAGUAAAAAGAGGUCAACCAAAAUACAACAACAAAAUGUAGGGGAAUCGCAAAUCAAUCAUUGAGAUGUGCAAAAUGUGACUAUUUUUUCCGUUAUUUAUUAUCAUAUUGCGAUCAUGUACAGAUUGAAAAAUGAUUAGUCUUAAAAAGAUCAUGCAGUUGCUUGAAAAGUGAUUAUAUCCAGCUUGUACAUGAAAAUUGUUUUUAAAAAAAUCACUUCGCAGAAUCUUCUUCGAGUCCUUUUGGUGAUCAAAAAAUGAUUAACUCACCUGUACGAUCACAAAACGACUCGAAAGUGAUCCCCCUUAAUGAGUAAAAAGAGUUCAUUUAAUUUUAUAAAAAAAAAUGUAUGGUAAUCAAAAAUCAAUCAUUGGGAUGUGCAAAAUGUGACUGUUUUUCCGUUAUUUAUUAUCAUAUUGCGAUCAUGUACAGAUUGAAAAAUGAUUAGUCUUAAAAAGAUCAUGCAGCUGUUUGAAAAGUGAUCAUAUUGAUGUAUUUAUUAUCAUAUUUCGCACAGACAAGUGCUUAAAUGCUGCUUGUUUUUCUAUGCAUAACGGGUCAUUUGUUGCGUUUCUGGAGUGGCUAUAAAAAAGUUGACUUAUUGGUCAUUUAUAAAAAGUGCGUGGAAGCGUCAACAGCAAAAGUGUUAAAUAUUAAAAAGUGAUAAAAAAUAUUAAAAAGUGUACGUUUAUCUAUUUGUUUGUUUAUUUAUUUAUUUAUUGUUUUUAUAAAGAAAAAAUGUCAGCAAGCCAAUUUAAAAAAUUAAAAAAGGCUAAAAUAAAAAGGUUGGCAAAAAAAGAGGCUGAAAAUUUAAUUUUGGAAAAAAGAUGUAAUACUGAAGAAGUGAAUAAUGAAGGAAAUGUCCAGGAACUUGAAGAAAUCGUCGAGCCAAUUCAAAAUUUUACUGAAGAAUUUAGACGAAGUUAAUGACACUCACAAAUUUCCGUUCAACGGGGUAAAGGAUUUGCAAGCCUUCGAUGAAUUGGUGAGGCAAAAUGAAACGAUACUUAAACAAUUUAAAGAAUUUAUUGCAAAAACCGGUGGUGAAGGACCCCCUCAAUUCCUUCGGGCUGCCGUUCGAAAGAUUUUUUCUGACAAUUUAGCCUGCCAAUACAGCUGGAAGGGCACCAGUGUAAAGCCAAGUGCAGAAAAGUGUUAUUUAGUGACUGUAAUCAAAAAUAUUUCUCAUCUAAAAUACACAAGUAACGACAAGGAUAUGAACACAAUCCUUCAGAAACAUUUUGUUCACGCUCCAGACCGGGUUACAAAAAGAAAACGAUCAGAUUGAAGUUCCUGAUUUUUUUAUUUUUUUGGUUUUUCUUUUUUUAUUUAAUUUUUUACUAUAUUUUUUACCACUGGCAUUUACUAAAAUACACCUGAAAAUGAACUAGUACAAAUUAUAAUUAUAAAAGUUGAAUUAUUUUUAUUUUAAAUAAACUAUUUUAUAAACAAAUAUAAACAAAUUCUUUUUUUCACGGUACAUCCCAAUAUUUAGAAAUCACGUACGAGAUUCGAAGGAUCGUAAACACUCA